Molecule: messenger RNA, 6342 nt
Organism: Linum trigynum
Lineage: Eukaryota; Viridiplantae; Streptophyta; Magnoliopsida; Malpighiales; Linaceae
Source: the annotation of a GenBank genome assembly
CAGGAGGAGAUACAUUAUUUCGGACCACCGGUAAGGCCAUAACUGAAAGUACACUAGGUAUAAAGUUAACAUUUCAAAAACUCUUCAUAUAAUACCACAAGAAAAGAACCUCAAACUCCAUUACAUCGUCAUCUCUACAACUAAUGGUUGUUCUUAAAAAGAAAAGCAGGGCAAAACCGUCCUAAAAGCACUAAUUAUACAACGAACACUGUAACCAACCUCUCCAACCGUGUGUGCUUCAGCCCCCUGUCACAAUCCUGCACGAAAAUGAGGGGAGACCCCUAUUCAACGAAGAGAAAGGAGAGCAAUGAAUGAAAAUCAGUUGAGAAAACUUAUUCAUCCAGUUAAAGUGUGAUACUUGUCAUAAUAACGCAUGGAUUCAGUUCACUCUCCAACUAAAAUGCAGACGCAGGGCAAUAUUACUCACUAAACCCACAUAACGAUAUAUAACCUCGACUUAGCACGCUAUAUGCACAAAAAGUAUAGCAAAGUUGGUCUUACAGCAACGGACAAACUGCUAAUGGUCGGUCAGACAUACAUCAUUAUGGCCCCGGUUAGCUAGUACUAAUCUAGUUGAGGGCAACGAACUUUCAGAUGCCAAUACAUAUAACCAACUUUAUGAGUGUCUUCUGGGUUCAUUUUACUUACCUUAGCAGCAGGAGAUUUCACCCAGACACAAGCUUUACAACAAUGCAUAUGGAGUUGAGUAUGAUGAGGGGAACUCUCAUGUACUGCGUUGCGUAAAUAAGACCUAUAAGCUGCCCCUUGAAAGACUUUGUUCGGCCUUCCGAGAAUUCAGAGAAGCUCCAUCCUCUAGGUCCGAGGAAACGGUCUUCGUUUAGUAUGGCUAAUGCAUUUGCAAGUAGCAGACACCCCUCUAACAAAGUCCACAAACCCAUGUCCUGCAGCCAUUGUACACACAACAACACUCAGUAAUCUUGAUCUACCAAAACCCCACGCACCAGAAUUAUCAACCAGAAACUCCAGUAGCAACAUCAAUCAGAAACCCUAGUGAAAACCUAAAAGUAAUGCAAUGUGCAAAAUUAACGAACUUGUGGAGCAUUAAAGAAGCCACUCAGCACCGACGAGAAUUCUCAAUCGCUGCACAUUUCCUGGAUUAAUCAUGAGCAUUGGACCCAAAAAUUGAAAUCCUCAGCUCACCAGUGAGCCCCACGUAACUCCCAAACUAAUUUCAGAGAAAGCUCGAUCAAAAUAGGAAAAAGACCUAUGAUCUGGCAUUUGAACACAAUGCCCAUUUCAUCCCAGAAUCCAGAAAUGACAUAAUCAAGAAAAUCCAGAUUGAAAUUGAAGAGCGCAAGCAAGAAGCAAACGAAAGUGAUUCACAGAGAAGAGAGAGCGGGAAAGAAGUAAGAUACCCUGGGAAGAAUUGCUUCGGAGUUGGAUUCCCAGAGAACGUCCGGCGACUGAAGAGCUAACGUAGAAAUUGUGUAGUUAGAUCGGACAUGUGCGAACUGACUGACUUUGUAUAAGUUGUUGGGUUGGGCCCGAGAAGGAUGUGGGCUUGUUACUUGUUUUAUCCAGUUGGUUUAACUAGAAAUGGACCACUCACAAAUUGGGUUGGCUUAUAUGGGCCGGACUGAUAUCAUGGGUAUCAAUCCAUACCAAACUACGACUCGAGCAGUGUUGCUAUAUCACGAUACUUCUAAUGUUCGAUAUGAUAAAUUAUAAAAAAUGAAGAAAUUGUCCGCGUGUUUUACUUUACAGGUUGAAUGUUCGUUUCUUAUCAGUCACAUUCCAUUUUUGCAUGACAUUUUCCCUUUCUACAUCUCAUAUUUGGUCAACGCAGAGACCAAACAUCAUUAUAAGAUCUAAGAACAAUCAUUCAAAGAACAUUUAAAACUAGCUAAUCUUUUACUGGUUGAAUAGACUCGUCAUUUUUAUGAUUCACAUGAGCAAGAGUAUUUUAGAAGAUAUAAAUUUAGCUAAGGCAUUUAUAACACCAAAAAAGUUCCACUAACGGGUAUUUGAGCAAUUUUUUGUAGCCAUUUUUUAAUGAGAAGAUAGAAGAAUGAAGGAGUGGAAUUGGGUAGAAGUUUUGAGAUAGUAUCAUAGUACCAAUUACCAAACAUAACGGUUAAAGAAAGCAUAUUUCUUUGACAUGGGAGCUUAACAAGAAAUAGUCUUCCCGUUAAAGCAAAGUUGGUUGAAGUUUUGGUAAAAAAAAAAAGUUGGUUGAAGUUAGGCUCAGCUUGAGUGAGAAAGUGGGCAGCUCAAUUCCUUCCUCUCUCUUUCUACUCAUUCCCUCCCUCCUCCUCCUCUCUCUCUCUCUCUCCCCACCAUAAUCAUCACCAUUUUUUCUCUCUUGUUUCCUCCCAUGGAAUCAUCAUCACCAUCUUGAUUUAUAGCAAACCAAAAUGGAAAAGGGAUACGAAAGAAUAGAGAGUGUGUACAAAAUGUAAGUUAGAAGAAAAGUUUUGUGGAGAGAUACAAAUGGCAGUGUGAAGAAACGGUCUAGUGUUGAGAUUUUGAUAGAGAGACAAGGAGGAAGAGAGGGACAGAUAAACAACAACACCACCAACAAAAGGGGGAAAAAACCCAUUUAUAAUUGCUAAAAAAGAUAUCCACCAGAAAGAACCCACCACCUCUCCACUUCCACCAACACCAUCCUUCUAUAGGAAAGCCAGGUAGAGAAACAAGAAAGAAAAAGAGCAAGAGCAAGAGCAAAAGCAAAAGCAAAAGAGAGAUAAUUGAAAGGGUCUUCUCUUCUUUUGCUGGCUGGCUGGUAAAAGGGGUUCUUCUCCUUUGGCUGGCUGGGUCUCUCUGUAGUUUUUGCCUCUCUUCUCUUCUCUUUCCUUUUCCCAACUUUCUUUGCUUCUUGAACCAGCUUUCUGCCAUGGUGAUUCCUCAACUGGGUCUCCAACCAGGUACUCAAUUGCCUCUCCCUUUUCGUUGAGCUUGUUAUGUUUUUCUCCUCUCCUUCUCUAAGUUCCUUGCUUUAGCUGUUUCUGUUGGGAAUUCUGCUGUUCCUCGAUAUGAUCAUCAUCUGGGAAUAUAUGGUUAAAAGGUGGGAAGAGUAUUUAUAUAAAUAGUAAUUCUUUCACUCCUCUUUAUCUGGAACUCUGUUUCUCUUGUUUAUGUUUGUUGGGGAUCCGCAUCAAGGAAAGAUAUUUGUAUUUGUAUUUUUUUUUUGGUUGUGUGGGGGUUUUCAUUUCCUCUGUCUCUUGGAUCUGUUGCCUUCAUUUUCCUUGUCUGUAUUUUGGCUUCUGCAAAUUCUUCUGACAGUCUUGUCAUGGAGACUGCAAGUAAACAGCUGACUUGUCUAAUAUAUCUCUAGCUGAGGAGGGAGAGAUGUUUUUUAUAAUAAUUUUUUAUUCUUAAUUUCUGUUUCUUGGCAUGUUGUUGCUUGUCUAUGUAUGCUUGCUUGGCUUGGUUACAUAUGACUUGCUAGUUUGUAUUUGGUCAUUUGUCUUGGCAAAAACUGGUUCCACUUGUUUGAUCACAAAAGAAAGAAAGAAAUCUCUGGACUUGGCUCUUACUUGAGAGGGUUUAGAUUCCUUUGAUUCUUCUUGUUCUGCUCUUAUUAUUUGGCCUGUUUCCCACUUCAAAGUUCAUGAAUUUGUGAAGAUUGCUUGUUAAAUAGCCUGCAAAUUGUGGAGUAUAGUCAGUAGAUUUGUAAAUGUCCAAUGGGUUUGACAGGUUUCUGGACUUGUUCUUGGGUAAUGGGGUUUCGACUAUUUUGGUUCUCUCUCUUGACCUGUAUUUUGUUUAUUUUUAAACCUACUAAGUACUUUUGCUUGUUCCCCACUUCAAGUUAAUGAAAUUGUCAAAUGAUUGCUAUUAUAGAUUGAUUUGACAUGUUCCUUUGGACGGAAUGUCUGUUAGUUGAGUACCCCUUACUCUGAAGAACUCUGGCAUUCUUUCAUCAGAAACUGUAAGAUGCUACGAACUGAUCAAGGUUUGCUCUGGACUUGCAGAACUAGUGGUACUGCUUACUUCCCCGUCGAGCUGAAAACAGUGAUGCGGGAAAGAUGGGGAAGAAGGGAAGUUGGUUUUCAGCAAUCAAGAGGGUCUUCUUGCCCCAUUCCAAGGAUAAAUUAGCUAAUGAACCAGAUAAGAAAAGUAGUAGUAAAGAGAAAAAGAAGAAAGGCAUAGGAAAGUUCAGGCAGGGUGAAAGCAGCAGCUCAUUUAUUCCAUUGUUCAGAGAACCGAGCAGUAUCGAGAAGAUAUUGGAUGAGGCAGAAAGAGAACACAAACUAACUUUCAGGCCACUAACUCCUCCUGCUGAACAGCCUAGAACUCCAACUUUUGUGCCUCCACCUUCCAGAUUAGUUUCUUCUUCUCCACGGGUUCCCUCUCUAAGAGUUAAUAGCUCUCCAAGGGCUGCUACUUCUCCAAGAGCCCCAUCCCCAAGGGCUGCUGCUUCUCCUAGGCCUCCAUCUCCAAGGGCUGCUGCUUCCCCUAGGCCUCCAUCUCCAAAGGCUGCUGGUCCUUCAACUUCUGCUAGAGCAACUUCUCCGAAGAAUGUGGAGCGUGAGAGGCAAGUAUAUAGGAGGAUUGAGCCAACAUUGAGAAACCAGAAUGCUUGUGCUACCAAGAUCCAAGCAGCUUACAGAGGCUAUGUGGCAAGGAGGAGCUUUAGAGCCUUGAAGGGUCUAGUGAGGCUCCAGGGAGUGAUCAGAGGACAGAAUGUGAAGCGCCAGACAAUGAACGCAAUGAAAUGCAUGCAGCUCUUGGUUCGUGUCCAAUCCCAGAUUCAGUCGCGGAGGAUUCAGAUGUUGGAAAACCAGGCAAGACAACAUAAGAACAAUGAUAAAGAAGUCGAGUCUCACUUGGGCAAAUGGAGCCAAGCUUCGGAAGCAGGGAAUGGGGAUGACUGGGACGACAGUGUACUGACAAAAGAUCAGGUUGAGGCCAGAAUACGGAGUAAAAUGGACGCAGUGAUCAAGAGAGAAAGAGCAAUGGCAUAUGCAUAUUCCCACCAGCUAUGGAAGGCCUCUCCGAGGGCAACACAACUAUCCCUAACAGACAUCCGGUCGAAUGGAUUCCCAUGGUGGUGGAACUGGCUCGAGCGCCAGCUCCCCGCCUCAUCAUCAAACAACAACCAGGAAAGCCAGCCGACAAAGAGUUUCCACCCCACUCCCACAAGGCCAUCAUCAGAGGUGAAGCCUAGCCCUGUACAUCAACAACAUUUCACCUACGACAGCAUGGACACCCCCACACCGCGGUCUACAAGGUCCAAUGCCAGAUUUGUUCGAACGCCGGUCCACAAGAUGACCCCAAACAACAAUGCAGCAAACAGCUCAUCAGGCUUAUCGAAGUACUCGAGAGCACGAGGAGGAGGAGGGGGUGAUCACUCCUCCCCAUCACCAUUCAACUUCCCAUCCAAGGACGACGACAGCCUGACGAGCUGCCCGCCAUUCUCGAGGCCUAACUACAUGACUCCAACGGUCUCCGCCAAGGCAAAGGCCCGUGCCAACAGUAACCCAAGGGAGAGGUUCCCUCUCCCUGGUACUCCGAGCAGCGAGAAGAGGAGGGUCUCUUUCCCUUUUGGAGGUGGGCAAUCAUUCAAGUGGAAUGCAGGCAGUUUGUUCUCUUCCAACAGCAACAACAAGGGCUCUGGAUCACCAAGGGUGAUUGAGAAGCACCAGCCAAUUCACUCCAUUGGGAAUUUGAGUGUUGAUUCCACAGUUUCCAUGCCUGCUGCUGUUGGGAGAAGGCCAUUUAACAGGUUUGUGUGAGUUUGUUUUGAGGUCCCUCCUUCUCAUCUUGUAUACUUCUGUUGUUGAACAUAUGUGUUUGCUUCUCUCUGUAUGUUUGGUUUCAUUUUUGGGUUGUUUUUCAUUUUUUGGUUGAUGUGGUGUAACUUUGAUUGAGUGGAUGUGAUUGAGACAAUUAUACUGGUGUAAGAUAAUAACGGAAAAUAGAACAUAGUAUGUGGUUGCUUCUAGUGCACGGCACGGCAGGAGUCCUCUUUGGGUUCCCACUUUACUCGAUGCUUCUGCUGUUGCAGAAAUUAUGGUGCGCCAAUGCGAUAUUUCGGUCCCAAGCUUCUAUGUACGUAAUUCAAUUCAAAUAGAUAAUACGUAAUACGGCUAGCUAUUCAAACAUUGCCAGGUUGUAUUAUCAAACCAUCAUUUCUUCUUCGCUCUUUAGAAGACUAGCUUUGUUCCCGGCCUAAAUGGCCGGGUUAGUUUUAUAAUUAUUAAUUAUUCGAAAUUACAAUUAAACUAAUAUUGGUUAGUUUAUCAUUUGAAUUGAGGUAAUUUAUUUGUGAUCAUAAAAUUUAUGUUUAUAUUAAGUUUUGUUCUAAUUUCAUCAAAAAUUUUAUUCUUUUACUUGUGAAGUGGAAAGAUUAAAAAAAAAUAGAAGUAACAUGUUAGA